Molecule: messenger RNA, 4153 nt
Organism: Mytilus californianus (California mussel)
Lineage: Eukaryota; Metazoa; Mollusca; Bivalvia; Mytilida; Mytilidae
Product: aminopeptidase O-like
Exons: 15
Coding region: 235-2778 (847 amino acids)
Biological process (GO): proteolysis
Cellular component (GO): nucleolus
Molecular function (GO): metalloaminopeptidase activity; zinc ion binding
Source: RefSeq, a predicted model, not a curated record
CAGUUGCAUAAAAGAGGAGAACAGUGGUUUGGUUGAUUAUUGUACUUCAGUUAAGAGCUACCUAUACAAGUCACACUUAUAUCCCUUAUUGAAUUUAACAGAAUUAGAGAAAGGCACGGUGAGAUGGGACCUCUAUCUCUAACAAGUGAAUGAACCACUCUGACAAAUAGAUUAAUCCGUUGAUACGAGUUGUUGAAAAAAUAGUUACUGGUAGUUGAUAAAAGAAAUUACAGUAUGGAAGAUGCAUCAGCUAAUGAAAGCAACAAAGAUGGAUCAGUUAAUAAGAGUGAAAAUAGCAUAAGUGUGGCAGCUGAAUCAGCCAGUAUUGAUAUGAGCAUACCAAGUUCAGCUGAUGAGUCAGUUGAUAAGAUUUACAUUGUUAACAUAAGAGAGGAAAUGGAUAAUGAGAAAGAUCUUCCUCUGAUGUCAAAUGUAAAAGAUAUCCACAUUUCUCAUUACAUUCUACAAUUAAAAUGCCUGAUGGAGACAAGAGAAAUGAUCGGUCAUGUGACAUUAUUUAGAUGUUGUGAUCAAGCUAGAUGUAGAGAGUGUACUAAAAAUAGAACUUUCAACCAGAAGGUAACAGCUAACUCUAAAUGUUCAAAAAUUAGAGCAAGUCAGGAGAAGAAAAACAAAUUUAAUAUUCAAAGAAUAGAAUCCGAGCACAACUAUAUUGAUGUUUUUAGUGAAACUACUAUGGUACCAGAUCAAGUUAGUAAGUCCUUAUCAGAUCAUUCAUAUAAUUGUGCAGACAUGAUUUGUGCACAACAGUCUUCAUUGCUGAAUGCUAAGCACAGUUCUGCAUCCUGCAACAAAACUUCUAAUAUGCAAUCAAUAAAUUCUGUAAAUGUUACUGAUUAUGCUGAUACAGGCAUCUCAUUGGCUGACACUUUGGAAAAUUCUCCAAAUGAUUUUAAAAUGAUUUUAGACUGUUGUGAUAUAGAAGUAGACUAUGUGGAAGAAUUAGAUAUGCCUCUGUACAUGUUUAAGGAUUUAGUUGAGAAUAAUCAUAAUAAAAGUCUGUAUGAAAAUCUAACAUUGGUAGUUAGAACCCUGGGUAAAUUGAAGUGGGAGUAUGGAAAACAUUCAGUAUCAGUGUGGAAGGAGGGUGUGAAAACCGAGAGCCAUUUUCCUGGUGUCAUUAGAAUUCAUUAUAGGACAAAGCCAACUGGACAGUCAUUGAAAUGGACUCUUGACCAGGAUGAAAAAUGGUGCGUAUUUACACAUGGACACUGGAUCAACAACAGGUCCUUUUUCCCCUCCCAGGAUUCACCUGCAGCCAUGGCUACCUGGCAAGCUGAAAUUGAGGUUCAGAAAGAUCUAACAAUUGUAAUGGGUGGUGAUUAUAAUGAAAUGGUUUCCAAAAGUGAUGAGGAUGGAUGGAAGAAAGAAUAUUUUAACAGUAGAAUGGAAAUGCCAAGUUCCACUUUAUCAUUAGCCAUUGGAUACUGGGGUUUUGUGACUAUACCUUUGAGGUAUAAAAAAGGAGAGUUGUAUAGGAAACCUUGUAGAGUAGUAGGUCCAAAAUCAAUACUGUGCCAGUCAAUUACAGAACUACGAGAUUAUAUCCCUGUCUGUUUAGGAGAAGUUAAUAACAUAUUAGGACCAUACCCAUUUCCAAGACUUGAUGUGUUGAUAGUCCCACCAUGCUUUGACAGCCUUGGAAUGGCAAGUCCCUGUGUAAUAUACAUAGCCCAGUCAUUGUUGGCAGGAGACUGUUCCAUGUUUGUCAGAAUAGCACAUGAGAUCUGCCAUUCUUGGUUUGGACUAGUUAUAGGUCCUAAGGAUUGGACUGAAGAAUGGUUGACUGAAGGAUUCUGUACCUAUGUAGAGGAUAUCCUCCAUCUUAAUGUUAAACAGGAAAAGGGUAUAUGUGAUGCAUCUGAAGCCAUGGCAGAGAAACAGUUAAGAAUGUAUCUGAAGUAUAAAACAUUACAGAAUGAACUUCUAACUACCAGUGCAGACCUCCAAACAUUAAGACCUAACAAAGAUAAUACUGGAGCAACCAUCAAUUUUGUUAAAGAUGGGAUGAAUCCAGACAAAAGAUUUCUACAGGUUCAUUAUUUAAAGGGAUACUUCCUGUUGUGUUAUCUAGAAUCCUUUGUUGGACUAGACAAGUUUCUAAGAAUGUUACAUUCUUACGUCAUUACCUUUUAUAAAGAACUUGUAUCAUCAAAGGAUGUGAUCUCAUUCAUUUUUAAUGUUCUGCCAGAAUUAAGAGAUAAUGGUUUAACAGAAGAGAAGGUAUUGGCAGACUGGUUAGAUAAACCUGGUAUGCCAGAGGCAUUGAAAGUUUAUGGACUUAGUGAAGGAAAUGUUCAACUACAACAAGUAAAGAAACAGGUUUCUUUAUUAAGAAUGUCCUAUCCAACAGAAGGCAGUAGAAAGAGGAAGAGGAAACUAAACAUGAAACCUAAAUUAGAAGAUUUAGCUCCCUUACAGUUGGUGUUAUUUCUUGAGAUAUUGCUGGAGGAUGAGAAAAUUCCAGCCAAUCAACUGGUUAACAUUCGGACCAGAUAUCAUAUGAUGUCACAGAAUGCAGAUGUACAACAUAGAUGGUGUGAGUUGGUCAUAAAACACAAAGUACAAAAAUUUUAUCAAGAUCUGAGAGAAUUUCUCCUAAAUCAUCAGGCUAUGGGUGUCUAUUUAUAUGGAGAAAUGGUUUUAUCAGGCUGUAAACAACAAAAGAAGCUAGCUGAAGAAUGUUUCAAUACUUUAAAAGAUCAUAUGGAACCAGAUCCUUACUCAACUGUCAAAUCUAUGGUCUAUGGUACAUAAUCAUGAACCUGGUUCAUUAUAAUUUACCCAAAGUGAUGAUCUCCCAGAAAAAAUAUCGGAAGUGAAAAAAGAUUUAACCAAAAGAACGAUUUAAGAGAGUAAAAGAAGACAGGAUUGUGCUUAAUUUUUUGCACAAGGUUUAUCCUUUCAUCUAAAGAGGUUUGAACUUUCCAGUUGAAUAUCUAUGAAAGUAUUAACAUGUUGCUUUGAUAAAGAUGUAAAACACAAAGCAAGACUGUAAAACAAUUAUGAAUGUUUCAAUUUGUUAACAAAUUUAUUUAUAAAGACAAGGUUUCACAUAAAAUCUUUCAGGUAACAUUUACAGGUGCUCAACCCACAAAGUUCUUAGCCUACCCCAAUGUGACUGAAUGAAAAAGGUGUCCUCGUCUUUAGGCCACAAAUGAAAUUUAGAUUGUUGGAUGAUGACUACCUACCCAAAUUUCAAGCAGCCUACCCAGAAAAAUUUUAUAACACAAAUAGUUUCAGAUUUUUUGUUUAAAGUUUUUUUCCUGCUCUAAUGUCGUUUUCUUGUCCAAAUAGAUAUAGGAAGCUGUGGUAUGAGUGCCAAUGAGACAACUCUCCAUCCAAGUAACAAUUUAUAAUACAAAGAUAAAAUAAACAUGUGAAAGCUCCCUCACAGGCAAACAACCCAUAAUUGAAAAAUAUAAGGGCAUACACCACAAGCACGGGGACACAUUCUACUGCAUCCACACAGCACGAGCAACAAACCCUGCAGUAAAUAGAUAUAGGAAGAUGUGGUAUGAGUGCCAAUGAGACAACUCUCCAUCCAAGUAACAAUUUAUAAUACAAAGAUAAAAUAAACAUGUGAAAGCUCUCUCACAGGCAAACAACCCAUAAUUGAAAAAUAUAAACAUGUUACUUAUGUUAUUGCCAAAAAAAAAAAGAAUCCCUACCUACCUUCCGGACCCUAUGAUAUAAGGCAUGGGAAGGCAACAUCAAACAAAUAAAUUUAUUAAGGGUGGCCGUAGGGUGUCAUAUGUAUAAUGCAGAAAGUCUGGACAUUGAUUGCAGUAGAUCACACGUUAACAAACCUCAUUUACUUACUAUGAAAAAGAGUAGGCUUUGUAAGCCUAAAUAAUACUAAAAGCAUGUUCUAAUAUUUUCACCCAUUUUAAAGUCUGUACUUGACCAAAUCUAAAAUGUACUUGACAAUCUGAAGUUUACUACCACUUCAUCAGACACUGAUCUUCAAAAUUUAUUUCAGUGUUAAUUUCAUGUACAUAUUCUGAACUGUUUUUGACAGAGUCUGAGUUGUACUUGAUAAUGUCUGUUAGAGGUCAGUUAUGCCUUCAAAAUUGGUUUGUUAAUUGGUUACCAUUUAUCUGUUUGAAAUUAAAUUUUCUUUUCUACUUCA